GCUGUAUCCUCCGCGUUACUGAGAGCGCAGGGAGAGAGAAGGAGCGCGCGCGUAUCCGGUGCACGGGAUAUCCGAGCACACCGGCGAUCUGACCGAGCAAGCAAAUCUGGCCUCAGACACAUUUUUAAUGUGAUGCGUGUGAUAUCACCCUUGAAGAAGCCGCGUACUGACCGGUGUCAUCGAAAGUACCGAGUGUCGUUUUGCGCCACGCAUCCCCUUCUUCUCAUCGCAUCCGCGCGCCGCGUACCUGACUGAAGUAUGCCAGAGAAUAGAGACGGCGCUGAAUCCAUCCGGGAUCAUUCCUACAUCGCUUGAGAAGCAUCUUUCCUCGCUCAUCUGUGCCAUUAUCAUUCCUCUUCAGGAGUGGGUGUGCAGGGCUGCUUGAGGAAGCAGGCGCGAUGGCCAAUGCCUCAACAGACCUGGACAAUGCUGAGGCCCAGAGACAGCUCAACAACAACAACAGGCCUGCAAGCACAGGAUUCUGGGAAACAGAGACCACCAGUGCCAAACUAUUUGAGUGCUCCCGCAUCAAAGCACUAGCAGAUGAGAGAGACGCAGUCCAGAAGAAAACCUUUACUAAGUGGGUGAACUCUCAUUUGGCCCGUGUGUCCUGCCGUAUCUCUGACCUGUAUAAUGACCUGAGAGACGGAUACAUGCUCAUCAGACUGCUGGAGGUGCUGUCAGGAGAGCUGCUGCCUCGGCCCACAAGAGGCAGGAUGAGGAUUCACUGUUUGGAGAAUGUGGAUAAGGCUCUUCAGUUCCUCAAAGAACAGAGGGUUCAUCUAGAAAAUGUUGGUUCUCAUGAUAUAGUUGAUGGAAACCACCGCCUCACUCUCGGCCUCAUCUGGACCAUCAUCCUCCGCUUCCAGAUCCAGGUGAUUAAGAUUGAGACGGAGGACAACCGAGAGACACGCUCCGCUAAAGAUGCUCUUCUUCUGUGGUGUCAGAUGAAAACAGCAGGGUACCCAGAGGUCAACAUUCACAACUUCACCACCUGCUGGAGGGAUGGCCUGGCUUUCAACGCUCUUAUUCACAGGCACAGGCCUGAUUUAAUUGAAUUCCACAAGUUGACCAGAUCCAAUGCAACACACAACCUCCAGCAAGCCUUUAACAUAGCUGAGCAGAGCCUCGGACUCACCAAACUACUAGACCCUGAGGAUGUAAACACAGAGAAUCCAGAUGAGAAGUCCAUCAUCACUUAUGUAGUAUCCUACUAUCAUUAUUUCUCCAAAAUGAAGGCACUUAUUGUAGAAGGGAAGAGAAUUGGAAAGGUGCUGGACAAUGCUAUAGAAGCUGAGAAGAUCAUUCGCCGUUACGAGGCUUUAGCGUCCGACCUGUUAGAGUGGAUUGAGAGAACCAUUAGCAUCAUUAGCAACCAGAAGUUUGCAAACUCGUUGUCGGGUGUUCAGCAACAGCUUCAAGCCUUUACCACCUACUGCACCAUUGAGAAGCCUAACAAAUUCCAGGAGAAAGGGAACCUGGAGGUGCUGCUUUUCACCAUCCAAAGUAAGCUCAGAGCUAACAAUCAGAAGCCAUACAUGCCUCAUGAUGGGAAACUCAUCUCAGACAUCAAUAAGGUAUGUACUGUUUAAUAGAUAUGGUUCUUA
Messenger RNA from Cyprinus carpio (common carp), 1607 nucleotides. RefSeq names its product spectrin beta chain, non-erythrocytic 1-like. The record is from RefSeq and is a predicted model, not a curated record. Gene Ontology annotation, molecular function: actin filament binding. Gene Ontology annotation, cellular component: cell projection; plasma membrane; cell junction. The coding region runs from base 399 to 1592 and encodes 397 amino acids. NCBI's taxonomy places the organism in Eukaryota, Metazoa, Chordata, Actinopteri, Cypriniformes, Cyprinidae. The transcript is spliced from 10 exons. Gene Ontology annotation, biological process: actin cytoskeleton organization.